Bolinopsis microptera is the source of this 1914-nucleotide messenger RNA. RefSeq names its product synaptotagmin-1-like. The transcript has 9 exons. The record is from RefSeq and is a predicted model, not a curated record. The coding region runs from base 22 to 1176 and encodes 384 amino acids. NCBI's taxonomy places the organism in Eukaryota, Metazoa, Ctenophora, Tentaculata, Lobata, Bolinopsidae.
AGUUAGUGGAACAGCUUCCUCAUGACAGAAGAAGACAUUCAGCUUGAUGAAGUACAGGACCCUGAUCAUAUUGACUACGACUAUGUACCUUACGGACAGAUAGAACACGAGACUAGGGAUGAAAAUAAACCGGAGGUGGAUUUCGAUGAGCAGGCUAGACUAACGUCAGUAAAGCACCUGUUUUCCAAGUUAGACCCAGCAGUGGUUAAAGCACAGGGGGAUGCAAUAGGAGAGAUAGGUCUGGCACUCAGAUACAGACAGGAUAAGGAACUUCUGAUGAUAAGGGUUGUGUCUGCUCAUGGCCUUGCUUCAAGACAAGUUGCCAGGCUAUCUGUUGAUCCGCAGGUAGAAGUGAAACUACUAGACUCAGUUGACGAGGACAUGAUCCGAACCACUAUAAAGAAGGACUCAAAUAAUCCAGUCUGGAAUGAGAUCCUCACCUUCAAAGUAGACGAGUAUUCUUUAGAGGGAACUCGUGUCUUGUUCAGGGUGGUGGAUGGAAGUGAUGUUAUUGGAGAACUCAUGGUGCCUCUAGAUUGGGAUGUUCUUGAUGGAGAAACAGAGUGGUUCGACCUUCAAGACCAGAGGGAUUGGAGUAUAGGUGGCGCGCUGCACGUGCGAGUAAAGUACACCAACCCCACAACUCUACACGUUAACGUAGCCUCUGCAGAGGGUCUCUGUGGUAAGGACAAGGACAAACUCUCCGACCCUUACGUUAGAGUCACUCUUGCAGGAAAGUACCCUGUUAAAUCCACUAAGGUUAUCAAAGGAACUGUGAACCCCGUCUGGAGUGAAACGUUCGACUAUGCAAUCCCAGUACAACUUCUACAAACUGCAACGAUCCUGCUAGCUGUGUACAACAAGAACCUUAUUGACGCAGAUGAUUUCCUGGGAGAAGCGCGGAUCUCUUUACACGACUAUAAACAUUUCCACGAGAUUGAUAACUGGUUCCCUCUAGCUGACCUGAAACACGUUGCGCGGCACAGGUCGGAGUGGAGUAAGGGCGCUGUGGAGCAGGAGCUGCGCGAGGCGCUCGUAGCGCACAUCACCUGCCGCUCCCCAAACCUCAUCUUCAACAACACCUCCAACAAGAAUAGGGUUAUCCGGCUAUCAUGUUCCAAAGCAGGUCAGAAAUCUAAACUCACCAUUAAGGACGGAAAACUCAUCUUCGACUGAACAAUGAACUUUUAGCAUGGUAGAGUAGUACACAAUGAGUCUGAUCAUCAGAGUUACAAUCUAACAUAGAGUGAUAGAGUUACUUCCUUGAUUGGAACGAUAGAAGAUCAGUAGAGUAUAACAAGUCGAUAGUUCUGGAAGCAUUAAAGUGACCUCUCAGUUCUCGCAAGCACAAGCGAACUUCUCAGAUGAUAUGGAAAGUUAGAGUUCCUUUGAAACUGCUUUAAUUCGACCAAACGUUUGACAUAAGUAUGUCUGGUCUCAAUGACUACUUCAGAGUUGAAAACGAAUGACAAAUAACGUAGAUUGAUAGACUUUCAAACACACUUGUAAAUAUUUUAAUUACAUGCCAUUAUUUGAUUUCUUUAUUUACGAUUUUGUUAAUAAUUGUUGUGUUAUUUUUCAAUUAAUAUUAUGUCAAGCUCUACGCAAAUACUACGCCACUAUAAUAGAAUAAGAACUGGUUAGUAUUUGGAAAAAUGUUAACAUCAAGUAAUUAACUACAUAUCCCUCUAAGAAAUCGUUCAUAUCAAGUAAACUUAUUAAUUUUGCAGCAGACUAAUAAUAGACAAAUUAUAUUGACGUCUCCCCCGACUCCGAGAUCGGUUUUAAUACAUGUUUUAAGAUCCCUUUCUAAGUAAUGAUUUUGUAACAAAUAAAAAUUCAAAUCUGAAAUAUGACUGUGAAAAUAUAGCAUGAAACACUUUUUAUUUUUUUAAAUUGUUUUAAAACCCAAUA